This is a messenger RNA of Dendrobium catenatum, 888 nucleotides long. RefSeq lists its product as uncharacterized. The record is from RefSeq and is a predicted model, not a curated record. NCBI's taxonomy places the organism in Eukaryota, Viridiplantae, Streptophyta, Magnoliopsida, Asparagales, Orchidaceae. The transcript has a single exon. The coding region runs from base 1 to 888 and encodes 295 amino acids.
AUGAAGCAUCUCGGACCGGUCCAUGAUUUCCUUGGCAUCAAAAUUACUAAAACCAAGGACACAUACUUCUUAUCUCAGCGGCAGUAUGCUACAGCCAUACUUCAGCAAAUGAAUCUUGCUAGCUGCAAACCGCUCGCCAAUCCCACCUGCACCAAAUUCCCGCCCUCAUACUCUUCGGAUUCAUCACUAGAUCCUCAGCUCUACCGACGCUCCACAGGAUCGUUACAGUAUUUAACACUCACGCGUCCAGACAUUGCGUAUAGUGUAAAUCAACUGUCUCAGCACCUGCAUGACCCUCAACCGCAACACUUCUUCAUGCUCAAACGCCUACUACGCUAUAUUCAAGGUACGCUUGCCUUUGGAAUUCCUAUUACUAAAACUAAUCUACAUCUUAAAUCAUUUUCAGAUGCUGAUUGGGCCGGAGAUCCGGAUACGAGAAGAUCAACGUCCGGAUAUUGCUCAUUCCUUGGAGACACCAUUAUUUCCUGGACGGUCACGAAACAGCAUACGGUUGCUCGCUCCUCCACUGAAUCAGAGUAUCGAGCGCUAGCUGCCCUUACAACGGACAUUAUUUGGCUUCGGAGACUACUUUCUGAAUUUGGGAUUGAUCAAACGGAGCCGACGGAAAUCUUUUGUGAUAACACGUCGGCAAUUGCCUUAGCUAACAAUCCUGUCUUCCAUGCCCGAACAAAACACAUCGAAAUUGAUCAGAAAUAUGUCCGGGAACAUCUUCAGCAAAACAAUAUUCGACUUCUUCCUAUCAGCACUGUUGAUCAAACGGCGGAUAUCUUUACUAAAGCUCUAUCAACACCAAGAUUUCUUACACUAAGGAACAAGCUAACUGUCUCUGCCGACCCUUUAGCUUGCGGGGAGAUAUUAAGUGUAUAG